Molecule: messenger RNA, 6201 nt
Organism: Manis pentadactyla (Chinese pangolin)
Lineage: Eukaryota; Metazoa; Chordata; Mammalia; Pholidota; Manidae
Gene: SALL4
Product: spalt like transcription factor 4
Exons: 4
Coding region: 1253-4423 (1056 amino acids)
Biological process (GO): regulation of transcription by RNA polymerase II
Cellular component (GO): nucleus
Molecular function (GO): DNA-binding transcription factor activity, RNA polymerase II-specific; RNA polymerase II cis-regulatory region sequence-specific DNA binding
Source: RefSeq, a predicted model, not a curated record
ACAAAGCAGUUAGUGUAAUUAAAUACAUAGAGAUUUACCGUAUCAACGUAUGCACAUAUAACAUUAUACAGAUGUACAAUUUUAGGAAAUUCCAUGUAUCCCCGUGUUGGGGUGAUAAACUUUGAACUUUAAACCUUUUCCAUAAUAAAGUUUCUACUGCAAAAAAUUCCAAUAAUGACUAGUUUAGCAACACCCAGUUGCUUUAACUGCGCCCACUGUAAUUCCAUGGGCCUUGUAAGAGCACUGUCUCUAUUAAAAUAUGAUGUUAUCAAACAUUUAUGGCUUGAAGGGGAAAAAUGUAAUUGCUUGUUUUGAUAUUAUCUGACUAUGCUACCUUUUAAUCUGCCUUUUCUAUGUUUAGUAUCCAGUCAUUUUAAAGUAAAAGAAAAAAAAUGAAUGCCCUCGAACUGAAAAUCAAGGUCACAUUGUAAGAGCAAAUCAAUCCUUGUGACUGAAUCCUGGGGGCUGUUACUUAGCAUUUAAAGAAAAUAAAUCAUGGGGAAGCGGUAAUCUGAAAUUUUUGAAAUUCGAAGGCCACUUUAAAUGUUAAGGUGGACUGGGAAGGUUGAAUAAACCACCAUUCCCACUUUUCUUCAGGCAUCUUGAAACUCUAAACAUUUAAAUAAAAAAUAAGAUGAAAGGGAACAAGGGGCACAUCUCAGUUUUUUUUUUUUUUUUUUUCCUUAGGUAGGUGUAAAAAUUGAGCCAAACUAUUUCACCGAAAAGACCUUCUUCUCCGGCUUGCGCGGAUGAUCAACCCUACGAAAGUAAUUUUUGGAGCACACUACCAAAUACGCUCGUUGCAAAACUUUUACGGAAGCUCUUCGUUUUUAAUAAGCACACCAUUACUUUUAUUUUUCUCUCCAAUGACCUCAGAUAUCUAGAACAAGGAUGGGCUCCCCUCCGAUUUCGUUCACGAUCCACCCAAUGUGAGGCCGGAUGCUAAUUAGUUGCGCUCCCCCGAUGAACACGCCUUUGUCGCUGCAGGCGACUACAGAGCCCAGCCGGACUACAAAGCCCAGAAUGCCUCGCCCCUCCCUGAUCAAUGAGGGCUUAUUUAAAUGAUCUCUGAGGUCUUGGACCCAGGCCAAUCAGCUGUCAGGGCUCAUGAUAAAUCGCAAUGCAUUAUUGAUAAUAAUAAUUACUGGGACAUGCGCGUUCCGGCCGAAGGGGGGUAAAUUUCCUAACUCCAGGAAUUUGUGGCGGAGUGGGCAAAUUACCGCGGCUCUCCAGGCGCCCCGAUGCUCGCACAAUGUCGAGGCGCAAGCAGGCGAAACCCCAGCACAUCAACUCGGAGGAGGACCAGGGCGAGCAGCAGCCGCAGCAGCCGGCCCCGGAGUUUGCAGAUGCGGCCCCAGCGGCGCCGGCGGCGGGGGAGCCGGGUGCGCCAGUGAAUCACCCAGGGAAUGGCCGUGAAGCCAGUGGAGAUGGGGCGACAGUAAAGAGGCCUCGUCGCGAGGAGACUCACAUCUGCGAGAAAUGCUGCGCGGAGUUCUUCAGCUUCUCUGAGUUCCUAGAACAUAGGAAAAAUUGCACUAAAAAUCCACCUGUCCUCAUCAUGAGCGACAGUGAGGGGCCAGUGCCUUCAGAAGACUUCUCCGGGGCCGUGCUGAGCCACCAGCCACGCAGUCCCAGCAGUAAGGAGGGUCCCGCGGGGGAAGGAGGCAGCUCAGGGGACGUGAAAGAGAAGUUGGGCACAGAGUCUGUUGUGUACUUGAAGACGGAGACCGCCCUGCCCCCCGCGCUCCAGGACAUAAGCUAUUUACCCAAAGGCAAAGUGGCCAACACGAACGUCACCCUUCAGGCACUACGGGGCACCAAGGUGGCGGUGAACCAGCGCAGCACAGACGCGCCGCCGGCCCCCUUGCCCGGCGCGCACGGCAUCCCAUGGGUCCUCGAGCAGAUCCUGUGUCUGCAGCAGCAGCAGUUACAGCAGAUCCAGCUCACCGAGCAGAUCCGCGUGCAGGUGAACACGUGGGCCUCCCACGCCCUCCACCCUGGCCUGACGGGAGCCGAUGCCCUCAAGACGCUGGGCGGCCACAUGUCCCAGCAGGUGUCUGCAGCUGUGGCUUUGCUCAGCCAGAAAGCUGGAAGCCAGGGUCUGUCUCUAGAUGCCUUGAAACAAGCCCGGCUACCUCAUGCCAACGCGCCGUCCGCCCCCAGCCCCGUGUCCCAGGGGCUGACGCCCUUCUCCCUGAAGCCCGACGGCACGAGGGUGCUGCCCGGCGUCAUGUCGCGCCUCCCCGGGGCCCUGCUACCGCAGGCCCCUGGCUCUGUGCUCUUCCAGAGCCCUUUCUCCACGGUGGCAUUAGACCCAUCCAAGAAAGGGAAAGGGAAGCCCCCAAACGUCUGCCCGGUGGAUGUCAAAUCCAAAGACGAGGCCGCCCUCUACAAGCACAAGUGUAAGUACUGUAGCAAGGUUUUUGGGACUGAUAGCUCCUUGCAGAUCCACCUGCGCUCCCAUACUGGAGAGAGACCCUUCGUGUGCUCUGUCUGUGGCCACCGGUUCACCACCAAGGGCAACCUCAAGGUGCACUUCCACCGGCACCCCCAGGUGAAGGCGAACCCCCAGCUCUUUGCCGAGUUCCACGACAAAAUGGCGGCCGGCAAUGGUGUUCCCUAUGCACUCUCUGUUCCUGUCCCCAUAGAUGAAACGAGCCUCUCUUUAGACAGCAAACCUGUCCUUGUAUCAGGGACCUCCACUGUAGGGCUACCUCAGAAUCUCUCUUCGGGGACUAACCCCAAAGACCUCCUGGGUGGCCCAUUGCCCAGCGACCUGCAGCCCGGGCCUUCUCCAGAAAGUGAGGAUGGGUCCGUACUAUCUGGGGUGGGGCCGAACCCUAAUUCCCCAAGGGUUGGUGGCUUUCAAGGGAGUGGGACGCCCGAGCCAGGGUCAGAGACCCUGAAAUUGCAGCAGCUGGUGGAGAACAUUGACAAGGCCACCUCCGACCCCAACGAGUGUCUCAUCUGCCACCGUGUCCUGAGCUGCCAAAGCUCCCUCAAGAUGCAUUACCGCACCCACACUGGGGAGAGGCCCUUCCCGUGCAAGCUCUGUGGGCGGGCUUUCUCCACCAAGGGCAACCUGAAGACACACCUUGGGGUUCACCGAACCAACACGUCCGUAAAGACACAGCACUCAUGCCCCAUCUGCCAGAAGAAGUUCACCAAUGCUGUCAUGUUGCAGCAGCAUAUUCGGAUGCACAUGGGUGGUCAGAUUCCCAACACACCCCUGCCGGAGAAUCCCUGUGACUUUGCGGGUCCCGAGCCAGUGAUGGUCGGUGAAAACGUCAGCACGAGCGCCAUCUGUCACGAGGAUGUUGUCAAAAGCAUCGAUGUAGACGAGGUCGGCCCCCAGGACGCCCCCAGUGGCUCUGCGAAGGCCCCCGUGUCUCUUGGCAGCAUCCACUCGCCAUCGCCUACUCUCGGGUUUGCCGUGAUGACUUCCCUGGAGGCCACGGGGAAAGCGGGUCCCGCUCCUCUCGUCCUGCAGCGGCAGAGCAGCAGGGAAAACGGUUCGGUCGAGAGUGAUGGCUUGACAAAUGACUCCUUGUCCUCAGUGAUGGAAGACCAGGAGUAUCAGAGCCGAAGUCCAGAUAUCCUGGAGACCCCGUCCUUCCAGGCACUGUCCCCAGCCAAUAGCCAAGCAGAAAGUAUCAAGUCCAAGUCUCCUGAUGCUGGCAGCAGAGCAGACAGCUCCGAGAACAGCCGCACUGACGUGGAAGGUCGGAGCAGUCUCCCAUCCACAUUUAUCCGAACCCAGCCAACCUAUAUCAAGGUUGAAGCUCCUAAUACAUAUGUUGGAUCCUCGGCCAUGUCCCCCGGCCUGACACCUUUGUUAGCGGCCCAGCCACGUCGACAGGCCAAGCAACAUGGCUGCACGCGGUGUGGGAAGAACUUCUCCUCAGCGAGCGCCCUUCAGAUUCACGAGCGGACCCACACCGGGGAGAAGCCUUUCGUGUGUAAUAUUUGUGGGCGAGCUUUCACCACCAAAGGCAAUUUGAAGGUCCACUAUAUGACACACGGGGCCAACAAUAGCUCGGCGCGCCGUGGGAGAAAGCUGGCCAUCGAGAACACCAUGGCUCUGUUAGGAACAGACGGAAAGAGGGUCCCCGAGAUGUUUCCCAAGGAAAUCCUGACCCCUUCGGUGAGUGUGGACCCUGGCGUGUGGAAGCAGUACACCACCAUGCUCAAUGGCGGUCUGGCCAUAAAAACCAACGAGAUCUCCGUGAUUCAGGGCGGCGGCAUUCCCACCCUCCCCGUCUCCCUGGGGACCAGUUCCGUCGUGAAUAAUGCUGCCAUCUCCAAGAUGGAUGUCUCCCAGUCUGCCGUCAGUACAGAAGUGGAAAAGCCAGGUGCUGCUGACAGCGUCCCCAAACACCAGUUCCCCCACUUCCUGGAAGAAAACAAGAUUGCGGUCAGCUAAAGCUAGAGAGCCCCUGCCGACGGAGAAAUGCAGAGUGACCUCUAAAACUGUGUCUGUUUGUGUUUUAAAGAAUCCAUCUCCUCCCAUUUGUUUUCUUACCCAUGUGCAAAUGAUGUUUACAGUUAUGACCACGACUCGACCUCAGGCAAGUCCUACAAAUCACAAUGUGGCUAUGCUGCUUUGCAAAAAAAAACAGAAACAAACAAAAAAAAAGGAAAAGAAAAAAAUCAUAAAGACAGACUAAUGUUUUGUUUUGUUUUUAAUUUUGGAAAGAAGCGGGUCUUGCAAAGUAGCUUUGUUACUUGUGACAAACUGUACACUUAAAACCUUUGUAUAACCUAGAAUAACUUUCCAAAGAUUCACCUAUUUCAAGUUUGAACUUAACCACAAUGGAAAAGACAACUACUAACCCGAAUGGGGUGGGGGGAGAGGGACUGUAUACUUCUGUGGUGACUGUAUGCGGGUAAAUAAAUGGACAGGGUCUGUCCUCUAUUUAGGGACCUGUUUUGUAUGCCCCUCCAGCCCUGCAGCCAUCUUUUUUGUUUUUUCUUUUGAAUGUACUUUUUUUUUUAAACUAAGGUUGUAGAAUUACAACAUUUCUUCAACCUUGGAACCUUAAGUAGGAUGCCCUCCAAUGGACUGAUUUUAGUCCUUAGGGAGUCAAUGUGUGUAUUGCUGCUUAUUUAAAUACAGUUCAGUUGGACCCCCUAGAGUGCCAAUGUACCCCCUGUGCUUUCCAGAUGCUUCCUUCUUCCUGACCACCAGGAGGGGUGGGCACCUGAGCAGGGAAUCUCAGGUGACUUGAUUUGUGGUUCGCUGGUGCCUACUCUUGUUGAGGAACUUGGGUUCCCAUUCUUGAAGAAACGCAUGGAAGGGCGUGCUUCUUAUAUAGGUUCACAUUCUGAGUUUAAAAAAAAAAACUUGCUUGGUGCGAUUUAGGCCAAGGAUUUAUGAAGAUUUAUUUUUUCUUCUUCUGAGUAUUGCAUGAAGGCUACAAAGUUGGAACAGGCAAGUCCUGGGUGUGAAAGCUUUAAUUUAUCUACCUCAUUUAUUUUUAUUUGCGUAGCCAUAGUCUGUAUUUUCCUUAUUUUAUGACCGCUGAAGUGUUCCUAGACUCUAGUCGUAAACCUAAGAGUUGAUGUAUUGGUGGGAGCAGCUGGGCAUAAAAGAUGUUUCUGUGAUUCUUUUUUCGUUUUUAAUCCCCUUUUUGUAUAUGUAACAGUAAGCAAAUGAUGACACGUUGCUCUAAUAAUGGUUUAAGGAAUAUGAAAGGAAGACCCUAAUUUGGGGGUGGAGAAGUCUUUCCCUCUAUGUGUAGAAGUGGAUCAAGACUGUUACCAAGCGUUUGCCUCACAGUUAUUGCACCUGACUUUAGGAUUCCCCCUACCCUCUUUUUUUUUUUUUUUGCCAAGUUGUGCCUUCUGGAAUUGUAAGUGAACACAAUAAUAUUACCUGUUUACACUGUGAAGUGGAUAUUGUUACAAAGAACACACCAGAGGCUUUCCUCACUGUUAAACUAAUAAUGUAUUGUGAAUGUAUGAUCUAUGGAGAAAUCCCUGUAGUUUUACCUGCUGAUGCUGUUUGUUGGAGAAUAAAUUUUGGAUGUGUUUUUUCCCCCUUAUGUGUGUAUAUAAAUUUUUCUGGUAGUUUCUGCCCAAAACCUGAGAGUCCUUACUUGAUAAUCUUUCCCAGGUGCCUCAUGACCCUUUAAGUCCUAAAAUUAAAGGUGCACGUCUGAUUACACCCAUGCUUAUUAGCAAGCACACACAAAAAUAACU